Messenger RNA from Leptidea sinapis, 1332 nucleotides. Its product is annotated as venom allergen 5-like. NCBI's taxonomy places the organism in Eukaryota, Metazoa, Arthropoda, Insecta, Lepidoptera, Pieridae. The record is from RefSeq and is a predicted model, not a curated record. The transcript has a single exon. The coding region runs from base 99 to 1124 and encodes 341 amino acids.
UUCUAAUUUUAAUGAACGUUCAAAACAUAAUUUUUGAUUUCUUUUAAUUUUGAUGAUUUUUGAGAUAUCUAAGGAGAAGCUCAAACAAUUCUUGGACGAUGUACAUUUGUGAUAUUUAUUUUAUUUAUAUGAUUUUUAAUAGUUAUUACCUAAGAUGUGACUCUAAGAACAGCACCUUGACAUUUAAUUACUGCGAGCACCCCGAUUGCUCUUUACCAAACCAACACACAAUGUGCCUGGCUAAAGACAAGCAGAGUCCAAGAUUAUUUGCUUCAGGGAUGACUAUGUGGAUGAGGUACCAGAUGUUGCUGCUGCACAAUCGAAACAGAGAUAAUAUCGCGAUGGGGCUGGAGGCUGGGCAACCGCCGGCCACUAACAUGCGCAAGAUGUACUGGGACUACGAGCUGGAGGAGAUGGCGGAAAUAUGGGCGCGUCAGUGUCAGAAGCGACACGACGAGUGCAGAAAUACAAUAAGGUACAAUGUGUUGCAGAAUAUGGAUGUCAGACCUUUAGCACCCAGGGUCACGGAGGCGCAGUUAUUAGCUGAUGCAGUCGGUGCGUGGUUCUCUGGAUCAAGAAUGUUGAAUCCCGAGCACGUGUGGUCCUUUAGACUUUCAAACUGCAGUGCUCCAGGAGGCUGUAAUGCGCAUUGGUACUCGGCAGCCGCGUGGGCCUCCACUUGGAGAGUAGGAUGCUCGCAGGCUCUUUGUAAAGCAAGUAAGAGAGCAUGCGCCAACUACAGGAAAAGACGAACACUUGCAGAUACGACUAACUCGACCCGUACUUCAAACAAACUCAACUUAGUAAGCAGAACUAAAUACUCUUCUUCUGAGUACAACUCAUUUGAUGAUUUAGACACAACUAAGUUGAAUCAACAAGUGAAUGGCUCUCCACUGCACAGAGGAACUUACAGACAGAAUCAAAAGGAGGACAAAGACCAAGAACCACAUAUCUUGGCUUUUACAUUUUGUAACUAUGGCCCGGCUGGAAAUAUUGAAGGGUUUCCAAUAUACGAUACCGGUACCACUUGUACUAAUUGUCCGCAAGGGACACAUUGUGGUGACAGAACUCAUCGAGGCUUGUGUACAGUGGCAGGUGAUCCCGCGACCAAGAAGAAAACUUAAAGACAUAUUGUGUCAGUAGAUUAACAUUGAAAUAAUUUACACUCUAAUUUAAUGUGCAUUUCAGUUUUGAGUUUUUUAUUUUGGGCUCCUAAUUAGGGUAGGUUAAGUACUAUUUAGCCCAACUCUAAAAUUAAUUAAAACAUUUUAGAACAUAAAAGUUAGAUAACAUAAAAUUUUGAAAUUUUUCUCAAGGCAUUGUUAAAAACAG